Punctularia strigosozonata HHB-11173 SS5 is the source of this 933-nucleotide messenger RNA. RefSeq names its product NAD(P)-binding protein. The record is from RefSeq and is a predicted model, not a curated record. Gene Ontology annotation, molecular function: oxidoreductase activity. The coding region runs from base 1 to 873 and encodes 290 amino acids. NCBI's taxonomy places the organism in Eukaryota, Fungi, Basidiomycota, Agaricomycetes, Corticiales, Punctulariaceae. The transcript is spliced from 4 exons.
AUGUCUUCUACAUCCCAGCCCCGCGUUUGGUUCAUCACCGGUGCAUCCGCCGGUUUCGGGUUGGCGGUCACCAAGCACGUCCUUGAGGCCGGCGACAUCGCCGUCGCCACCCUCCGCAAGCCCUCUGACAUCUCCGAGCUCGCCUCCAAGUACCCGUCCUCGCGCCUGCUCGUCCUCCCUCUCGACGUCACCAAGCCCGAACAGGUCAGCGCCGCGUUCGCUCGCACUCGCGAGGCCUUCGGCCGGAUCGAUGUCGUGUACAACAACGCCGGCGUGUGGAUGCGUGCCGAGGUUGAGGGCACGACGGAGGAGGAGGCACGCAGGCAGUUCGAGAUCAACUACUGGGGCGCGCUCCGCGUAAGUAUCGAGGCGGUCAAGUUCUUCCGCGAGGUGAACCCCAAGGGCCUUGGUGGACGCCUGCUCCAGGUCUCGUCCGUUGUGGGUGUCAACCCCUGGCCGCUUACGGGCCCCUAUGCUACUACCAAGUUCGCCUUGGAAGGUAUCACUGAUGCCUUGAGGAAAGAGCUCGACCCUGCCUGGAACAUUAAGGUGACCAUCAUCGAGCCUGGGAUGUUCGGCACGCGCCUCCUGGUGGACGGCACUGGCGAGCCGAAGCCCAUCCAUCCCGCAUACAAUACCUCCACGAGCCCGACUAAGGCCUUACGCGACAUGAUUGCGGCGAACAGCCCCCUCUUGGGUUCUCCACAGGACGUGACGAAGGGUGCGCGGGAGAUCUACAGGCUUGCCGGGUUGGAGAGCCCGCCCGAGCGCCUGCCCCUCGGCAAGGAUUCCGUCGCGGCGAUCCGCGACAAGCUCGAGUCGCAGCUGAAGGAGCUUGCAGCGUACGAGAGCUGGUCUAGCGACCUUGCUUAGGGAAAUCAGGCCUGUACAUGAUCGCCCCGUUGCAUUGCUAUAUUCAACACAGCUGCAUGG